This is a messenger RNA of Colletotrichum lupini, 1317 nucleotides long. RefSeq lists its product as uncharacterized. Bases 1 to 1317 code for a protein of 438 amino acids. The record is from RefSeq and is a predicted model, not a curated record. The transcript has 5 exons. NCBI's taxonomy places the organism in Eukaryota, Fungi, Ascomycota, Sordariomycetes, Glomerellales, Glomerellaceae.
AUGCUUAUUCCACGGCACACUUCAGGCACAGGGAUCGCCAACCCAGCUCCUAACACGCACAACCCUCCCGUUCCACGGUUCCACGGUGAAGCGAAGCGUCACGCACGAGUCCGCGAUGUGGUUGCUGGCUGGCAGAAAUCAAAGGAAAAGAAAACCGAGCCCGACUUUUGGAGAGUGUGCGCUCCCGAGUCCGCUGCAACGGCCCCCUGUUCCCUGCAGACUGCCACCGACCAGCACCUGGGACUGACUGAGAGGGUGCAUGCCACUGCCAGCGUGGCUCAUAGGGCCAUCACCACACACAGAAAGUGUCCAGUCAGUACGUGUAUUGUGAGCGAGGUGGCCCCAUCCAAAGCUUCUAAUUCUUCCGUCCUCUUCGUCCACCACUCCAAACCCUCGCCAGGGGGACACCACCCCCUUUCCCCGGACAGCCAACCAAAUAAUACCAACCCAGUCAGCAGGUUUCUCGAACCACGUCUUUCCAUCAUAUCUUGCUAUCAUUAUGCAUCAUUUCCCAUCCGCCCAGCAUGGGGGCUGCCUGUCAACAACUUGCUAACUUUUGACUUUUUGCCAGUUGGUGACCGGAUACUUGUCUACAACAUAUCUCUGGGAGUCGCAUCAAACAAAGCCAUGCCACCCGUCCCUAACGCUCUGUCCGUUCGUCUGUCGCGUUCGCCCCUAUGGUCCGCCGACGGAAGCUUCGGGAUCGCAGGCCCCAUCAACAUCCGGCGCUAUGAAUUGCGAAUCAUUAAAUUUCACGGACGCAGGCGCGCCGCCCACUCCCACUGGCGCGUCCCCAUGAAACCGGCCCAGUCACCAUUGAUGCAUUCCACGCUUUGCCCUGUUCCGAGAGAUUGGGUCCUCACGUACAUGAGCAAGCAAGAUAACUUACAGAGUGCCAUCUGUAUCCUGAAGCAGUACACUCCUCUGCACAAUCAGAGGACUAGAAAUGUUAGACCAUAUGCCGCCAUCUCCAGUGUCUCGCACCAUCAGAUUGGCGUUGCCCUGCUCGCGCGUCGCGGGGGUUCAGAUCCAUUCUUGUCGGACAUUUCCUUCGGUACGAGAGCUUGGUACGAGAGCUUAUCCACGACAUUUUUCGUCUACCUUCAGUUGAUGCCAUUCUGGUCACCCAGCAGUGAAGGCAAACCUAGUCGCUCACUCCAUGAACCGAGACAGAGAAACAAGGAACAUCACAAGCAAGAGGAGGCAGUGCUCGUCUCCGCAGAUACGGCACUCACAGGAAUAGACCUUGGCGUUACCUUACCGGCCGUCUCCACCGCCCCCGGUUCUGCCUUGCCGGUCUCCUCGGCCGGCCUUUAG